AUGGAUUAUCCCAAAAUGGAUUAUUUUCUGGAUGUGGAGUCUGCUCAUAGACUCUUGGAUGUUGAAUCGGCUCAAAGAUUCUUCUACAGUCAAGGAGCUCAAGCUCGCCGGGCGACCCUGCUCCUGCCUCCCACAUUAAUGGCGACAUCCUCGGAGGAUGAUAUAGACCGGCGGCCCAUCAGAAGAGUCCGCUCCAAGAGCGACACGCCAUACCUCGCCGAGGCCAGGAUCUCCUUCAACCUGGGGGCAGCCGAGGAAGUGGAGAGGCUGGCGGCGAUGCGUUCUGACUCCCUGGUCCCAGGUACCCACACCCCACCCAUCCGGAGGAGAAGUAAAUUUGCUAACCUGGGAAGGAUUUUCAAGCCUUGGAAGUGGAGGAAGAAGAAAAGUGAAAAGUUCAAACACACAUCAGCCGCCCUGGAAAGGAAAAUAUCAAUGCGGCAAAGCAGGGAGGAGUUGAUAAAGCGAGGGGUCCUGAAGGAAAUCUAUGAUAAAGAUGGGGAGCUCUCCAUUUCAAAUGAAGACGACUCCCUAGAAAACGGGCAGUCCCUAAGCUCCAGCCAGCUGUCUCUGCCUGCGCUGUCGGAAAUGGAGCCAGUCCUGAUGCCCAGGGAUCCUUGCUCGUAUGAGGUGCUCCAGCCUUCAGACAUCAUGGAUGGGCCAGUGUCUGAAGAGAGUCCCUCUGCCAGUGAAUCUGGAGUCCUCCUGUCCCAAGAUCCUUCAGCCAAACCAGUCCUGCUACUGCCCCCCAAAAAACCUGCUGCUUUCUCUGGAGACCAUGAGGAGACCCCAGUGAAGCAGCUGUCCCUUCUCAAGCAGCCCCCGGCCCUGCCUCCCAAACCUACUGCCAGGAUUGCCAACCACUUAACAGAUCCUGGUGCCCCUGUGAAAUUGCCUUGCCUGCCAGUGAAACUGUCACCUCCGCUACCUCCAAAGAAAGUCAUGAUCUGUAUGCCUGUCGGGGGGCCGGACCUCUCCCUGGUAUCCUACGCAGCAGCCCAGAAGAGCAGCCAGCAGAGCGUGGCCCAGCACCACCACAUGGUCCUGCCAUCCCAGAUCCAGCACCAGCUGCAAUAUGGCAGCCACGGCCAGCACCUCCCCUCCGCCACCGGCACCCUCCCCAUGCACCCCUCCGGCUGCAGGAUGAUAGAAGAGCUAAACAAAACGUUGGCCAUGACCAUGCAGAGGCUGGAAAGCUCCGAGCAGCGGGUCCCCUGUUCCACUUCUUACCACAGCUCUGCUUUGCACUCGGGUGACGGUGUCACAAAAGCAGGACCUCUGGGCCUUCCGGAAAUAAGACAAGUGCCAACUGUUGUGAUUGAAUGUGAUGACAAUAAAGAAAACGUGCCUCAUGAGUCAGACUACGAAGACUCUUCUUGCCUAUACACGAGAGAAGAGGAGGAGGAGGAUGAAGAUGAUGACAGCUCCUUGUACACCAGCUCCCUGGCCAUGAAGGUCUGCAGGAAGGACUCCUUAGCCAUCAAACUCAGUAACAGGCCCUCCAAGCGAGAGCUGGAAGAAAAGAACAUCCUUCCCAGGCAGACAGAUGAGGAGAGGCUGGAGCUGAGGCAGCAGAUCGGCACCAAGCUUACCAGGCGGCUGAGCCAGAGGCCAACUGCAGAGGAAUUGGAACAGAGGAACAUUUUGAAACCUCGGAAUGAACAAGAGGAGCAGGAGGAGAAAAGAGAGAUCAAGAGGAGGCUAACUCGAAAGCUCAGUCAAAGGCCCACGGUGGAAGAGCUUCGGGAAAGGAAGAUCCUCAUCCGCUUCAGUGACUAUGUGGAGGUGGCCGACGCUCAGGACUACGACCGCAGGGCAGACAAGCCGUGGACCCGCCUCACCGCUGCCGACAAAGCUGCCAUUCGAAAGGAGCUCAAUGAAUUUAAAAGCACUGAAAUGGAAGUUCAUGAAUUGAGUAGACACUUAACAAGGUUUCACCGACCUUAA
Cynocephalus volans (Philippine flying lemur) is the source of this 1947-nucleotide messenger RNA. RefSeq names its product phosphatase and actin regulator 1 (gene PHACTR1). Lineage: Eukaryota; Metazoa; Chordata; Mammalia; Dermoptera; Cynocephalidae. Gene Ontology annotation, molecular function: actin binding. The transcript has 14 exons. Gene Ontology annotation, biological process: cell motility; stress fiber assembly. Bases 1 to 1947 code for a protein of 648 amino acids. The record is from RefSeq and is a predicted model, not a curated record.